AUGGCUGCGGUACAGUCGGGCGAAGGCUUGUCUUACCCCGGGCCGUCAAGAUUCUCGGCAAACACAUCGGAUGAUGCAGGCUCCUCCUCCACACAUGCGGCUUCGCGGCCGCUCGCAGCAAGAGUGCGCUCCGUCCUGCUGCAAGCACCUCGCGAGUCGAACGAUAUCAGCGAAGCGCUCCAAAUGCUGGCCAAAAUGUAUCCUGCCGCACCAACUCAAGAUGGUGCCAACACCGACACACCUGCCGACAAGGUCCACAGCAAGCAUGCCACGCUAAACGGCAAGGCGACAACAACCUCCACUACAGAACAGCUUCAACUAGUAGACACCGCGCGAGCCAGACGCGAUCUCGAUAAGGACAUCCGCCAGCGCAUGCUCAGCGCCACCGACAACAUCAUCGCCGUCCUGCAAACCGUAGACAACGGUCUCGUCCGACUCUCUGAUGACGUCGCUGCCAUGCACGCCUCGUGCGACGCCGUCCAAGACAAGCUCCGUGCGGCCGAAGAAUCCAGUCGCUACCUCGUCGAGCACGCCGAAGGUCUCGAACGUCAGAGAGCCGCCGCACUCACCCAGGUGCAAGUGGCCAAGCUUUUCCUGUCGCGCUUCACGCUGUCCGAAGCGGAGCGCGCUUCGAUCUACUCGAGGGAGGUUCGCGUCGGUAACGACCUCUUCCAAGCCAUGGACAAGCUCGAACGCAUCCGAAGCGAGUGUCAGAUUCUUCUGCAGGGGUCAGAGUCGCUGGCGUCCAGCCAUCCCGCGUCCAGCUCGAGUUCUGCCGUCGCAAACGCUGGCGGAGGCACGCGCGCAGGCAUGGACAUCAUGUCGUCCACAUCCCAAGACCUCGACCAGGCGUACCAGAAGCUGUACAAGUGGUGUUCGUUCGAGUUCCGUCAACCAGUCAAGGAAGGCCUGGAAGUCUCACCCAGUCUUCGUCAAGCCACACGGCGACUCAAGCACGCACGUCAAGAUCUGCUCCGCUCGGCACUCGCCACGCUCGUCCAAACACGCAGCUCCAUCCUCGCCAACGCCUUCAUGUCCGCACUCACAAUGGGCGCAGGUCCACCUACCUACCUGCCCGGUCCGAUCGAGCUGCACGCCCACGACCCAAUUCGAUACGUCGGCGACAUGCUCGCGUGGAUCCACCAGACCGUUGCCUCUGAACGCGAAUUCCUGACCGCGCUGUUCGACGAAAAGGAGGGCGAAGGAGGCCGACGCAUAGGUCAACGUCGACGUGGAUUGGAAGGCUCGCUGGAUCUUACGGGCUCGGAUCCGGAUUCGCUGAGGUUGGGACCGGGCGAGGCGUUGGUGCGCGAGGUGCUCAACUCGAACCUCGAUGGAUGCUGCCGACCGCUGCGGCUUCGUAUACAGCAGACGCUGCGAUCACAAGAAGGCAGCGUCACAUCGUACCGGCUCGCACAUCUGGUGCAGUUCUACCGCUCGACGAUGGAAAAGACGAUCGGCUCACGCGCUUCCUUGAGUCGGACGUUGGGCGAGCUGUCGGAUCUAGCGGUGAGCGCGUUUGCCGACACGGUGGAACGUCAGAGCCGAGGCAUCGAACGCUACGACGGCACUCCCGAACCCGAUCUCAGCUUGCCACCACCGCUUGUGGCUACUGUCGGAACACUCAAAGAGCUCAUCGGCGAGUUCUCACGGUCGCUCACCGAAGACUCGGCCUUCAGCACCUCGAAAGAGCUCACCACAGCGCCGCCGUCGGAAGAGUCGAUCACCGCAUGCCUCUCCAACUUUGACUUUGUGCUCAUCAAACUCGUCAACCCGCUGCUGGACAUGGUGCAUCGUAUGGUGGCACUUCACAUUUCGAAACGACCUCGUUCGCGGACCGAAGCGACGGCCAAAUGGGAAUCUCUGCUGUUCACGUGCAACUGUCUGGAGGCCUUGUCAUCGACCCUGGAUGCGCAUUCGUUUGCACAGUGGAAGUUGGCGCAGAUUCGAGCGACACUGGAAGCAACGUUGGCGGAGGUGACGCAGUUGCAUUCGCAGCAGGUUGUGGAUAGGGCCGGAUUGUCGGCCGUGCUAGCAGCGAUGGAGAAGGGAGCCGAUGGAGCCGGUGAACUGUCGAAAGUGGCGGGAGCAAAGCAGUCGGAAAUAGCUCAGGCGUUGGCUAAGUUGGACCAGCUGACGCAGGACGACCUGCUGUCGCCGAAAGGAUUGGAGCGGCUCGCCAGCUCAACAGCGAGACAGACAGUCCACAGUACAGCACUGCAACAACUCACCCAGUCCUACGCUCGCUUGGUUGACUCGAUCCAAUCUCCCGCAAACGGAUAUGAAAACACGGAUCAGCUGAUCAAACGUACACCCGAAGAAGUCACCAUCCUUCUGGGUCUGUAA
Messenger RNA from Pseudozyma hubeiensis SY62, 2346 nucleotides. Its product is annotated as potential intra-Golgi transport complex subunit. Gene Ontology annotation, biological process: intra-Golgi vesicle-mediated transport. The coding region runs from base 1 to 2346 and encodes 781 amino acids. Lineage: Eukaryota; Fungi; Basidiomycota; Ustilaginomycetes; Ustilaginales; Ustilaginaceae. Gene Ontology annotation, cellular component: COG complex. The transcript has a single exon. The record is from RefSeq and is a predicted model, not a curated record.